AUGAAUAAUAACUCGACAUGCAUUCAACCAUCCGUGAUUUCUACCACAGCUUUACCAAUCACUUACAUCUUUUUAUGUAUUGUUGGUCUCUUUGGAAACUCAGUUGCUCAGUGGGUAUUUUUAACAAAAAUAGGUAAGAAAACAUCAACACAUAUCUACUUGGCCAAUCUUGUAACUGCAAACUUACUUGUAUGUACUGCUAUGCCUUUCAUGGGUGCAUAUUUCUUGAGGGGUUUUUAUUGGAAAUAUCAGUCUGUACAAUGCAGACUGGUCAAUUUUUUGGGAACUCUAUCCCUGCAUGUAAGUAUGUUUGUCAGCCUCAUAAUUUUAAGCUGGAUUGCCAUAAGCCGCUAUGCUACUUUAAUGAAAAAGGAGUCCAUGCAAGAGGCCACCUCAUGCUAUGAGAGAAUAUUUUAUGGUCAUUUACUGAAAAGAUUUCGCCAGCCCAAGUUUGCCAGAACAACGUGUAUUUACAUAUGGGGAGUUGUGCUUGUCGUAAUCAUUCCAGUUAUCCUAUACUACUCAGUGGUUGAGGCUACAGAAGAUGGAGAGAGCCAUUGCUACAAUCGGCGGAUGGAACUGGGAGCCAGUCCUUCUCAGAUUGCGGGUCUCAUUGGAACCACAUUUAUUGGAUUCUCAUUUUUAGUAGUAGUAACAUCAUACUAUUCUUUUGUUAGCCAUCUGAGAAGAGUAAGAACCUGUACCUCCAUUACCGAGAGAGAUUUGACCUACAGAUCUGUGAAAAGACACCUUUUGAUCAUCCAGGUCCUCCUAGUAGUUUGCUUUCUUCCAUACAGUAUUUUUAAACCCAUUUUUUAUGUUCUGCACCAGAAGGAAGAAGACUGUCAGCAGCUGAAUUAUUUAAUAGAAGCAAAAAAUAUCCUCACAUGUCUUGCAUCUGCCAGAAGUAGUACAGACCCCAUUAUAUUUCUUUUAUUAGAUAAAACAUUCAAGAAGACGCUAUAUGAUCUCAUUACAAAAUCUUAAUUCACUGCACAUACUACCAUAUGGUUGGCUUUUGGAUAGAAAACACCACAAAAUAGAAAAAAAAUGCAUGUGACUCUAUUAGUGACAUUAACGGGCACCAUGAAAACCUCUAUGGGUUUAAAAACAAAUAUAUGCAUAAAAUGAGACCUGCAGUUCUACUUAUACUGAAAUGUGAGAUGGCAGAGACUUUUGGAGACAAGUGAAGCAUACCAGAAGGAUUCUACUGUGUAUGAAGACAGAC
Molecule: messenger RNA, 1228 nt
Organism: Rattus rattus (black rat)
Lineage: Eukaryota; Metazoa; Chordata; Mammalia; Rodentia; Muridae
Gene: Gpr82
Product: G protein-coupled receptor 82
Biological process (GO): G protein-coupled receptor signaling pathway
Cellular component (GO): membrane
Molecular function (GO): G protein-coupled receptor activity
Source: RefSeq, a predicted model, not a curated record